This is a messenger RNA of Alosa alosa (allis shad), 487 nucleotides long. RefSeq names its product mitochondrial ribosomal protein L53 (gene mrpl53). The coding region runs from base 96 to 416 and encodes 106 amino acids. The transcript is spliced from 3 exons. The record is from RefSeq and is a predicted model, not a curated record. Lineage: Eukaryota; Metazoa; Chordata; Actinopteri; Clupeiformes; Clupeidae. Gene Ontology annotation, cellular component: mitochondrial large ribosomal subunit.
AGACGGGCUCUGGACAUUCUCUGGUUGUGUAUCUUCAGCCUACGGCUCUCUGAUACGUCAUCACGUAAUCUGGAGUUCGAAGGUUGUUGAACAACAUGGCCGCCGCCAGAGGAGUAAUUCUGAAGGCUGUGAAGAAGAUAGCGGUGCAAUUUUGUCCAUUUGAAUCAAAUGCCCGAUCGACAAGAGAGUUUCUGGUGUUGGUGGGUUCGGAGAGGUCACGAGCGACCAACAUGAACUGUGAGGUCACGACGGAAGUGAAACACGACGCAUCAGAACCUUUGAUUGACGUCUCAUUCUUGGAUGGAGACCGGUUGGUGAUGCGUGGGGCGAAGCUCACCAGCCGAGAGAUGCUAACGGCUUUCCAGACACGCUGUACUGCCAAGGAUCCACAAGCUAAGCUGGGUGCCAAGAAGUAGCAGUUUGUAUUAAUGUUUCUGUAUAUAUUUGUUAUUUUGUCUGUAAUAAAUUGUUUUUCAUCUCCCUGAAA